This is a messenger RNA of Kwoniella botswanensis, 699 nucleotides long. RefSeq lists its product as uncharacterized. Gene Ontology annotation, cellular component: cytoplasm; nucleus. Gene Ontology annotation, biological process: RNA metabolic process. Gene Ontology annotation, molecular function: RNA binding; single-stranded DNA binding; sequence-specific DNA binding. The transcript is spliced from 7 exons. Bases 1 to 699 code for a protein of 232 amino acids. Lineage: Eukaryota; Fungi; Basidiomycota; Tremellomycetes; Tremellales; Cryptococcaceae. The record is from RefSeq and is a predicted model, not a curated record.
AUGUCAGUAGAGACAGCGUCCUCCUCUCGAGCUCAAACAGUCAGCGAGACAUUAUCUUCCGCUAUCGAAUUAUUGGAGAAUGAUCAGAAUCUCAAAAAGCAAAUCCGAGAAUCCAUCGAACCGAUUGACGAUCUCUCAAGGUCAGCUACUACGGAAUUAAACAGAUUACAUUCAGCGCCUUUUUCACAACACGCUGAGAUCUGUGAAAAUGCCAUAAACAUCAUAUGCCGUACUCAACCUUUAUGGGUGGACGUAGCUAGGCUGAUACCAGAGAAUGAAUUUUAUCGAUACCAAUUUGCACUUGGUCCAACUAUGCGUAAUCUCACUACAUCAAUCGUACUAGCCAGAUUCAUAUUGCAUGAUGAAUUGACUCCUUCGCAUACUAUAUCUACUAUUCUUGGUAUACAAGAUGACUCGACGAGCGUACUUCAAUUAUCGGCUGAAGAUUACUUGCAAGGUGUGAUAGGAGCUGUCAACGAACUUCCUAGAUUAUCAAUAAAUGCUGUAACCUCCCAGAACUUUGAAUUGCCUAUAAAGAUAUCGAGUUUCGUAAAUGAUAUAUUUGCUAGUUAUUCUUUACUCAACCUUCGAAACGAUGCUCUAAGACGGAAAUUCGAUUCCCUGAAAUACGAUUUGAAGAGAUGCGAGGAUGUGGUUUAUGACUUGACACUGAGAGGGCUGACCAAGCCUAGGGAAUAG